Messenger RNA from Prunus armeniaca (apricot), 639 nucleotides. Lineage: Eukaryota; Viridiplantae; Streptophyta; Magnoliopsida; Rosales; Rosaceae. The record is from the annotation of a GenBank genome assembly.
AUGCUUCUCAUGAAUGUUUUGAAAAGGAAUGGUGCAGCAUCAGGCCAUCGAAUUCUAAGCGAAAAUAAUCAUGAUGGCCAGAAAUUAAAGGAAAACAAAGGUGGCGAAGACACUGAAACGGAGACAAAGAUAAGAGAAUCUCAUAUGAUAGUGGCUGCACUCGUAGCAACUGUUACAUUCGCAGCAGGUAUCACCAUGCCUGGUGGUUAUUACCAAGCAUCAGAUCAGGGAAAUGCCAUGAGUAACGUAUCACAGCAAAAUGUUACGGGCCCGGCCCCGGCCCUGGCCCCGAGUAAUGGACCAACUCCGGGUUAUGCAGUUCUGACAAAAAAUACAGCUUUCCAAAUUUUUUAUUUAUCCAAUAUGCUAGCCUUGUGUUUGUCUACUUAUUCUGUCCUUAUGCACCUUUUCAUAUUGACACUCCCUGAGGGAAAAGAGAUGAGGUCCAAACGGUUUUGGCGUUCUAUUAUAUAUACCACUAUGACGUCUGUAGUUGCAAUGAUGAUUGCAUUCACUUCAGGCACAUAUGCAGUCUUAGACGUUACAUCUUUUGAGACUAGUCGGUGGCCUCCCUUCCCUUCCAACCUUGGUCCAUUCUUCUCCUCUCCUUGCCUUUCCCCUCCCUUGGGCUUUUAUUAG